AUGUCUGCAGUCAGCAUCGAGAACAAGAAGCGAAAGAGGAAGCACGGAAACCGGCUUACAGAAGAUGUCUCUGCGCCUGUCCUCGAGGAAGGCAGCGCGAAGCCACGGUCGAAGAAGACGAAGCGUCAACCCGAGCCAGAGCAGGUAGAGGACGAGUUUCAGAACGGGGUAGAGACUACAGAUAUCGCACCAGCUCCGUCGGAGGGGCUUGACCAAGUUGCCGCCGCUUUAGAUGCACAGCCGGCGUCUGAAGAGGAGGAUGCUGAGGCUCUCCACAACGGAGGAGAGGGCGAGGAUGGAGAGAACGAAGACCAUGCAGACCUACCGACGGACAACGCCGUAUCACUGCCCCAAACCACCGCCGACCCCGAGCGAUUCGACGACCUCAACCUCUCCAGCAAGACGAUGCAAGCAAUCAAAGGCAUGGGUUUCGAGAAGAUGACACAGGUCCAGCGGCGAUCGAUACCCCCUCUACUAGCCGGCAGAGAUGUACUGGGUGCGGCAAAGACUGGUUCCGGCAAGACACUUGCCUUCCUGAUUCCCGCUGUCGAGAUGCUCAGCGCAUUGCGCUUCAAACCGCGCAAUGGCACCGGAGUAAUCGUCGUUUCUCCUACCCGCGAGCUCGCGCUUCAAAUCUUCGGGGUCGCCCGCGAGUUGAUGGAGCACCACAGUCAGACGUUUGGUAUUGUGAUUGGCGGUGCAAACCGCAGGGCGGAGGCCGAGAAGCUGACGAAGGGCGUCAACCUGCUCAUUGCAACCCCUGGACGUUUGCUUGAUCAUUUGCAGAACACGCAGGGAUUUGUGUACAAGAAUGUCAAGGCUCUGAUCAUCGACGAGGCGGACCGGAUAUUGGAGGUCGGGUUUGAGGACGAGAUGCGCCAGAUCGUCAAAAUAUUACCGAAAGAGGAUCGACAGACCAUGCUGUUCUCAGCGACUCAGACUACAAAGGUCGAGGAUUUGGCGCGAAUCUCGUUACGGCCUGGCCCGCUCUACAUCAAUGUAGAUCACUAUGAGGAGCACUCCACAGUCUCUGGGCUCGAGCAGGGCUAUGUGAUUGUUGAAAGUGACCUGAGGUUCAGGCUUCUCUUCUCCUUCUUGAAGAGGAACCUCAAGAAGAAGGUCAUCGUGUUCUUAUCGUCGUGUGCUUCAGUGUCAUACUACGCGGAGCUGCUCAACUACAUAGACCUUCCGGUGCUUGAUCUGCAUGGCAAGCAAAAGCAACAGAAGAGGACAAAUACGUUCUUCGAGUUCGUCAACGCUCCCACCGGCAUCCUCAUCUGCACAGAUGUCGCAGCCCGUGGCCUUGACAUCCCAGCCGUCGACUGGAUAAUCCAGUUCGACCCCCCGGACGACCCACGCGACUACAUCCACCGCGUCGGCCGCACGGCCCGCGGUGCAAACGGCAAGGGCAAAUCCCUCAUGUUCCUUCAACCCUCCGAAGUCGGCUUCCUGCACCACCUAAAAGAGGCCCGCGUCCCCCUCGUCGAGUUCGAGCUCCCCGCCUCCAAGAUUCUAAACAUACAGGCCCAGCUCGAAGCCCUCAUCUCCAAGAACUACUACCUGAACAAGAGCGCCAAGGAGGGCUAUCGCUCCUACCUCAACGCGUACGCGAGCCACUCGCUGAGAUCGGUGUUUGAUAUCAAUAAGCUGGAUCUUGUCAAGGUGGCUAAGAGCUAUGGGUUUAGCGUGCCGCCGCGCGUGGAUAUUACGUUGGGGGCGAGUAUGGGGAGGGAUAAGACGCAGGGACGGCGGGCGUAUGGAAGUCAGCCCGGUCAGCAGAGGGGGAAGGGAGUUAGGCAUGGGGCGAGGCGGUGA
Coniosporium apollinis CBS 100218 is the source of this 1815-nucleotide messenger RNA. RefSeq names its product ATP-dependent RNA helicase HAS1. NCBI's taxonomy places the organism in Eukaryota, Fungi, Ascomycota, Dothideomycetes. Gene Ontology annotation, cellular component: nucleolus. Gene Ontology annotation, biological process: maturation of LSU-rRNA from tricistronic rRNA transcript (SSU-rRNA, 5.8S rRNA, LSU-rRNA). The record is from RefSeq and is a predicted model, not a curated record. The coding region runs from base 1 to 1815 and encodes 604 amino acids. Gene Ontology annotation, molecular function: nucleic acid binding; ATP binding; RNA helicase activity. The transcript is spliced from 5 exons.